GUCUUACAUUGUGAGGCGCUGAUUGAAGUCAACAUUUUGCCCACUCGUUAUCAUACCUGUUAUUUGUUGCCACUCGGUGCUUAGGAUCGAUGACUGGGAGGCUCAGUACAGAGUUAAUAUCAGAUAGUGAAGAAGAGAGACUCAAAAAUUUUCAACGCGUCUCACUUGAAGUCAUUGAAAUCUCCUCGGGCGAUGAGGACGACCGUGACUCGCUCACAAAAAAUGGUGCUCGACGGGCUCAGAAUACUCAUGCUAAUACAGGCUCCCUCGAAAUCAUCGAGUUGACAGAUAGCGAUAACUACGACACAUCCUCCGACUUUCCAGACAAAUUAACUGAUCUCGUCAAGAGUCCUGCGAAGGCACCACCAGGCAUUAUGAGGAAACCUGUGGCUCAGCGCCCGAAAGACUUCCUGUCACUUUAUGCUGAUGAAAGCGACGCAGACGAUGGUUCCAUUCUCGUUCUGAACGAGCCUCGAAGUACACGCAAACCCAUUCGCCGCGCUCAGAUAUCCACUAUGAAAGAAACCAUUCCCUCCUUCCCAAUUACUCGCCAUGAUCAUGGGUCAUCUUACCCAUAUUCCUCUGGAGAGGACACGAGGCAGGCUGGCACUCCUCGAGCAGUCUUGGGCGGCAUAACGGCACGGAAAAAUGGACCGGCCCCCAGAAUCUCUGCGCGGGGAAAAGCGGAAGAGCAAGCACGCCGCGAGAAAUAUGCUGAAAUGCUUUUUGAAGAGCUCAACAGUACAAUAUUCAAUGACGGUCUUCCCAGGGAGACAAAAUUGAAUUGGAACAAGCGCUUAUUAACCACAGCGGGAAGGGCCAGGUGGCACAGAUCUAGGGAUGGUGUUCAGACGACGGAGAUCGAGCUGGCCGCCAAGAUUUUGGACCGUGAUGAACGGAUACGAAACACUUUGUCGCAUGAAAUGUGUCAUCUAGCAUGCUGGAUCAUUAAUGGCAACCCGAAAGAAGGACAUGGCCCAGCCUUCAAAGCCUGGGCCAACAAAGUGAUGAUCAAGCGUCCAGAGAUCGAAAUCACGACAAGGCAUAACUAUGAAAUUUCAUACCCAUUUGAAUGGAAAUGCGAAAAAUGUUCAAAAGUAUAUGGCCGGUAUAGCAAAUCCAUCAGACCAGAUGAAUGCGUGUGUGGCAUUUGUAAGGUUGGAAAACUCAUCCCCCUCUUCGUGCAAAGAGCACCCAAGACCCCAAAGGUCAGUAGGAUGGCAACUGCUCUGCCUCAAGGUUCCCCUCGUCCUAUUGCGGCUCUUGAGGAAACACUACGGGUGCCGACCAACGGCUCGGUGUAUAGCAUAUCAUCGGAGGAUGAGGUAGAUAUAUUAGUUGGAGCGAUCAAAAAUGUGACCCUCCACGAACGCGAAACUCUACCAUGACACAUCUGGUCAUCAUUUGGCCAUGAAUUCUCAUGAUGUAGCUCGAAGAUCGAUUUGUCGGACUGG
Molecule: messenger RNA, 1454 nt
Organism: Suillus paluster
Lineage: Eukaryota; Fungi; Basidiomycota; Agaricomycetes; Boletales; Suillaceae
Product: SprT-like family-domain-containing protein
Exons: 14
Coding region: 90-1388 (432 amino acids)
Cellular component (GO): nucleus
Source: RefSeq, a predicted model, not a curated record